Molecule: messenger RNA, 1472 nt
Organism: Pleuronectes platessa (European plaice)
Lineage: Eukaryota; Metazoa; Chordata; Actinopteri; Pleuronectiformes; Pleuronectidae
Gene: dusp23b
Product: dual specificity phosphatase 23b
Exons: 3
Coding region: 285-740 (151 amino acids)
Biological process (GO): protein dephosphorylation; cilium assembly
Molecular function (GO): protein tyrosine/serine/threonine phosphatase activity
Source: RefSeq, a predicted model, not a curated record
AGCGCCUUAGACCGCUCGGCCAUCCUGACAUGAAAACGUAUGAUUUCAACGAAUCAUCUUAUACAUCUGAUUUACGUUGAACAGCUGAUUUCCGCUGGUUGUCUCUGACGCACCUCGCACUUCUACCGUUACAUAACAGAGCAGCAGCUGUUUUCUUUUUACUGUGGAGACGGGUUCGGUCAUUCAUUCACCUCGGCGAGUUAGCUUGAUGCUAGCUUGUUAGCCGCAGCUUUGGGAAGUAGCCGAACAUCGUUUCACCACAGAGAAGAAGCAAUCCUACAGUCAUGGCCUCCAAUGCUCCAAGCAACUUCUCCUGGGUCGAGCCAGGCAAAGUGGCCGGACUGGCGUUGCCCAGGAUGACGGCUGAAUACCAGUAUCUGCUGGACAACGGCAUCAAACACCUGGUUUGCCUGUGCGAGAGGAAACCGCCCCAGUAUGACUCGUGUCCACAGCUGCAGCUGCACCACAUCAACAUCACAGACUUCACUCCUCCUUCGCCGAGUCAGAUCGACAGAUUCCUCGCUCUCGUGGAAGAGGCCAACUCCAAGGGGGAGGGUGUUGCAGUUCACUGCAUGCACGGCCACGGUAGAACCGGGACGAUGCUGGCCUGCUACCUGGUGAAGACGAGGAAGAUUUCAGGCAUCGACGCCAUCGAGGAGAUCCGGCGGCUGCGGACCGGCUCCAUCGAAACACACGAGCAAGAGAAAGCAGUGGUGCAGUUUUAUCAGCGCACCAAGUAACUGUGACACAGAGGAUUUAAUAACUGUUUUACAGAUGCAGCACUGAUUAUCACAGACAACAUUAUUUCCCUAAAUUUAUACUUUAUUCUCUACAAGUAAGAAAAUACAAAAUAAUAAUGUUGAGACAGGCGAAAAAUCAAGAAACAAAGUCCUGAACAAUAAUGAACUCAAAUGUUAAUUACUCACAUGAUCCCGUUGGGAUAUUUAACUAAGAGAAACACCUCUACAGUUAAUGAACACAGAACAUGCCUUUUUAUAUUGUACUGUAUACCCUUCCUUCUACCAGCACAUUCUUACUUUUCUUUAUAUAAACAUUCUGACAUUUUCUUUUACACGGCUGAAACUUCUUUCAUGCACUGGACGCCAGAGAAAAGAGACGCUGCCGCUCCCUGAAUGUGAGCGUCUCAUGAGCCGCCAGGCUUUUCUCCUCCUGGUUUCUGCAAAUAAACAAUCAUAAUGAAUACUUGAAUUGUAUAUCUUGUUGGGGGGGAUAUUUUAUAGCGACACAAUCAGGAGCUUGUUUUUAUUUAUUUAUUCUUUCGCUUGAAAGAAAUUCACGAAGCAAACUGGAAUAAGCUUGACGAAUAGAGACUAAUGUAAUAAUCUUGAUGUGCUUAUUGAUUUCUAUGUCUUAAAUUCAUCAUUUGUACAAAUGCUGCAUAAAUAUCUUCAUGUCGGUUGAUUUCAUUUCAAUGUUUCUCCUCAAUUGUAAAAAAUAAAAAGUCAACUCAC